GUUUAAUUUCUAAACUAUUUGUGAUUCAUUACUUAUAUAUAAAUCAGAUUGGAUUAUAUUCUCUUAACUAUGUAGCCAAAUAAAAUUAAUUCAUCAAUACAGCAGUUGGCGGCAGGAGUAAGUUCAUGCUUGAUGCACUUGCACUACGCCUCUACGGGCAUUCAAUUUUUGGCAUCAUUCAAUUGUUCAUCAUGACAUUUCUGAAGACUUUGAAGCCAAGUGGCCCUUUGGUGGUUGGCUGCACAGACAUCAUGAUUGGCCGAACAAAGGAAGGGUCCCUGUUACGUCUCUUUUAUCCAACAGAUGCCAAAGAAUUGCCUCAGGAUGAGAGUCAGUGGACCCGCUGGUACUUGGGUGACUCCUACUCCCGAGGACUGGGCAAGUUUGUGGCUCCUUGGUUCCUGCAAGGCACUUUUGCUUGGUUGCUUAAUUGGCAAACACGUUACAGUUUGGUGCCAAGUGCUUGGUGCAGCAAUUUGUUGUCAGGGGACAAGAAGCUGCCAGUUGUUGUAUUCUCUCAUGGCCUGGGCGCCAACCGCAGCAUGUAUAGCUCUGUGUGCUGCCAGCUUGCAUCUCAUGGUUUUGUGGUGGCAGCCCUGGAGCACAGAGAUGGUUCUGCAUGCAGCAGCUUCACACUUAAUGAGGAAGGUGAAAAGGAGUGGCUGGAGUUUGAGUUGCACAAGCCUGGCGAUAAACAAAUUGUGCUCAGAAGCAAGCAGAUAGGUAUUCGGGUUAAAGAAUGUCAAAGCACUCUCACAAUAAUGGAACGCCUCAACUCCGGGGGAGUUGAAAAUGAGCUGAAGAAUGCGUUUGAUAUCAGGCAGCUGAUUGGGCGGUUGGACCUCUCAAGACCAAUCAUUGCGGGACACUCCUUUGGAGGCUGCGCGGCCAUCAACACGCAGCUGCAAGACAAACGCUUCAAACUUUGUGUUGCCUUGGACCCCUGGCUGUUCCCCAUGAAAGACUCGGUGGAGCUGUGUUCUAAAAUGGAGAAGCAUGUGCUGUGUGUCUCUACAGACACAUUCCAGACGCCUGAGAACUUGGAGGCUAUGAGUCACUUGCCUUCACAGCUCACCUCUUUUGUCACAAUCAAGGGCACAGUGCACCAGAACCAGGCAGACACGCCCUUCUUGCUGGGUACCGCGGGACGUCUCAUCGGGGGCACAAACUCGAAGCUCGACCACAGCCUGGCCAUGGAGAUCAACAACGCCCUCAUGAUGGCCUUCAUUCAUUCUCAUCACGGCGUGCCUUGCUACACCUGCUGCCCGUUGACGGCACUGGCGCAGCACCAAGCUCUGGUCGUAUGUGGCCCGCGUCUCGCUGUCGAAUUUUUGCAAGAGCCCAUCGCUCGUUCUCGCCUCUGACUCUAGUUUGUUUAAGGAUCGAGUUUGUUUCUAUUCUAUAAGUUGUAGCUUAGAGUGACGCGAGUUGGAUGAUUGAGAUCAUCACUGGAAGCUUGUAACUGUGCUUCAAUAAACUUGAAAGCGUUUUUGAAAAUGAUGCAACCAUGGUAAAUAUUGUUGUUCUGGAAACCACAUUUGGCCGGACUUGAGCUAUUUGGUAUAAAAAAACCACAUGCGAUUUUUUUUUGUUAUAUGCUGAAACACGGCUGUUUUAAAACUAAAAUUAAAAAUCCGGGCUCAAAAAGUCGAGCAUUGUAGCAACGCAAAUUUCGCUACAAAUCGAAGCCGUAUCCAGCAUUGUAUUGCAUUUUAUUGAUGAUGAUCAUUUAGAAUGAAUAGGAAUAUAACCGACGUCAACUCAAUUUCAUAUUAAUAACUUAAUUAGGGUCGAACGUUUCUUUUUUAAUCUUUUACCUUGUCUUAAAUCAUUUUUAUUGCACAUUGCCCAGUCUGUUCAUUUCUUCGCCGUAUGAAACGUGGUGAUUUUAAGAUGAAAAUUUUCAAGUCUCAAAAGGGAAAUCUGAGACCGUUGUGUACUCUUGGUAUUUCAUUAGAUUGAAAUUGACCAUUUUAUUCCCGAGUUGCUAGUCAUUAUCAGAAGGCGCCCGUAACGAGUCGGGGCUCGAAUGUUUGUUAGCUAUCGUGGCUGUGGGCAUUUUGUGUGGUCAGUAUAUCACUGUGUCUGUGUAUUCAAGUUAGUCUUCUGUUACGCUAAUCCUUCGGAGAACUGUUCAGGGAUUCGAGCACCAACUAAAGACAUUACUUUUUCUCUUGUUCGAGCGUGAUUACUCCUGCCACAAUGCGCAUUUCUGCACCUAGUCGUUUCUUGGUUCAAUUCUCUCAUUUAUACUGCAGAAUUGACCUCUCACACAUCCACUAUUUCGCGUUAUUAGUUUAUCUGAGUUUCAAAUUCUGGAAAUGUACCCUGGCUAAAUUUGAAACCUCGAUCUAUAAUUUGGGUCCUUCGGAUUGUCAGUUAUUACUUGAGCAAUUAGGGUGUGAGCCCUUAAUCCGGUCAGCUCUACUCCAUGAGGAUCAUUUCAGGCGUAUAACCCAUAGUUAUUAUGAUCGCAGUUUAACAGAUAUCACCUAUGGAAUUGUGGAGUACAGGGCUGCUGGUCUUGGUUUUAUGUACUUUUCGUUAUGUGUGCCUAGGGAUGCAUUUGUUUUGUCAGCUAUAAGUGUUGGUAUAUCGCUAAUACGGCAAAUAAAUUUAUAUUUUUACAAUCAUUAACAUGAUCAGGCAAUAUUUUUAUACUGUUGUUGUUGUUAUAAAAUUUAAGGUUUGAAA
This is a messenger RNA of Hyalella azteca, 2694 nucleotides long. Its product is annotated as platelet-activating factor acetylhydrolase. The record is from RefSeq and is a predicted model, not a curated record. Lineage: Eukaryota; Metazoa; Arthropoda; Malacostraca; Amphipoda; Hyalellidae. Gene Ontology annotation, molecular function: 1-alkyl-2-acetylglycerophosphocholine esterase activity. Bases 126 to 1364 code for a protein of 412 amino acids. The transcript has 10 exons.